AUGACUGGCACUCCUCGACUCCGAUCGUCGUUCCCCCAGACUCCCCGCACUCCUCUACGGAAUAGAUCCCUCAACAACAGCCAUAACGGCACUCCUCUCGAAGUCCGCCUUCGGAGCCUUCGAAAUGAGAAGCCAUUUCCCUCGAUGAUAGAUCGGGAGGACUCAGACGCGCCCCUUAUCCCUUUCAGGAUAAUCGAUGCGCCAUCCCAGAGGCUAUAUGUUGUGGCAUUUUAUAUGGCCUUAAAUGCAUGGCGCAUAUAUGAAUAUUGGACAUCGUCGGACGAUUUUGAUUCAACUUGGCUUUUCUUGAAAUGGGUUACAAUCGAUGGCAUCUUCCUCUUCGGCCUUCCUGCCCUGAGAAUACCCUGGCUAGAAUGGUCGUUUUCGACUACCUUGGCCGUCUUCAUCGUGCAUGUUGUCGCCAAUGCCUUUCUAAUGUUCCACAUCCCUAUACCUAUAGAAUCAUGGAUGGCUGCCCUACUCAAGCUUGCAUAUGACAGAGAACUUUCCAUCUCAGAGACGAGAGUCAAACCUGCCGAUAUUCUCCAUAACUCGUCUUUGAUUCUGGGGAAACAGAUCAUUCAUAUUCUUCCUGAAGGUUCUGCGGUGCUUAAUCCUGAGCACACCUCCUUUUGUAUCGACAACGAGAAAACACAGGUCAUGUUGCCGAUCCGUGUCAACCAGACAACGCCUAUAACCAUUGAGCUAUUGCGAUUUGACCUUGAGUCUGGUCAGAACGAGACCAUCUCAGUUCCGCCUAAACAGCUGAAGUAUAUGAUAAAGCAAGCAAAUAAGGGCCACUCGAGUUCAGAUAUAUACAACCCCCGAGAUUUGCAAUUUCCAGUGAAAAUGACCGGAAUAUACAAACUCCUGAGGGUUGUGGACGAUUCAAAACUUGAAGUUAGGCGCCGUUCACUUGAUACCCUCGUUGCCACCUGUCCGAAGGCUCUCAUUCGACCUUCCGCCGACCACCGGUGUAAGGGUGAACUUUCCAACUUGACGCUGGUGGUUGAGGGGACACCGCCUCUGAAGAUCAAAUAUAGCCGCAAGGUCAACAAGAUCGACCAUGGCGUCUCCUUCCAGAGUAUUCAGCCCGAAAACUUCAGGUCGCCUCUUAUCGGCCAAGGCCAUGUCGAUUCCCUGAUCGACUCAAGCAACCCGGAUAUUAGCUGGGCACAGGCUCAAAGAAUCGAAGUUCCGCUUAACGAGUCGCUCAGCACUGGUGGAGAAUGGAUUUAUACCAUCGAAGAGGUCCACGAUGCCUGUGGAAAUGUCGCAAAUUAUUCUACUGCUUCUGAAGACGGUGACCAGUUUUCAAAAAUUGCCCCUCAAACUCAGCAAUUUGUGGUUCAUGAGCGCCCUCGCGUUUCGUUGAGUAGAUGCAAUGCCCAAUCAUAUCUCCAAGUUGCAAAGGAUCAGUCCAUAGACCUACCAGUUCAUUUCCAUUCCGUUGAGCGAACCCAGGCAACUGAAGCUCCUUUUAUAUUGACAUACUCCUUCACCAGCCAGGCAACACAGGGUGACAAUUCUGUUCCUCCCGUUCUGCAGCAAGUCAUUCUCAAAAGUGUCAACCACAAACCCCAAAUUCAGGAGCCUGGAUGGUACAGCCUCACAGCCAUCUCCAACCAAUUUUGUUCUGGUGAGAUAUUUGAGCCGGCGUCUUGUUUCCUUCAUAACCCGCCUGAGCCAAGCAUCAACUUGCGCUACGAAAAACUCUAUGACAAAUGUGCGAAUAGUUCAAUUGGUCUUCUGGUAGAUCUGGACUUAAUUGGAACUCCUCCGUUCCGAAUUCGAUAUGAUAUCGAACAAGCAACAGGGGUUCAGACGCGUGUCAUAGCCCUUGACUCUUUAAGGAGCCAAAUCGAUUUUACUCCAACAGAAGCAGGCCAUUACAAAUAUGAAUUUCUGGACAUCUCAGAUCGCGUUUACGAACCACAGCCACUGAAGGGUAAAGUUCAAGUUCUAGAACAGGAUGUGAAACCGCCAGCAUCAGCGCACUUCCUGGGACCAGUAACCAGUCGCAAAGCCUGUUUUGGUGAACCUGUUUCGGUCGAUGUCCUCUUCGUUGGAGAAGCUCCAUGGUUGCUGCAGUACGAGCUCGUCCAUAACGGGAAACGAAUGAAACUCGAGCUUCGAAGCGAGCAUGAAGUAGCAACACUUGUCACGGAAGAUCUUGAUGGGGGUGAAUUUACUCUUGGUUUGACAAGUGUCAAGGAUAAAUCAAAUUGCAAGCGCAUAUUGAAAGAAGAGAUCAAAAUUGAUGUUCGCCCCAAGAGACCUCAAGUUGCGUUUGGCCAGAUCGAUAAGAAGCGUAGUAUCCUUGCUUUGGAAGAUAAGAAUGUCGAGGUACCGCUAAGGUUGGAAGGAGUGCCGCCUUGGACCGUUAAGUUCCAGAACCUUGAUUACGCUUCGAUGCCAGUUAUUGAAAAGUCUCUGUGGAACGAAAACAGCCUUGUCCAAUUCACACAACGGGGCCGAUAUGAAAUUAUCGAGGUUAGUGAUUCUUCCUGUCCUGGGACUGUUGAUAGUGGAGCAAACACAUUUGAAAUCACUUGGAUUUCUCGACCGAGAAUUAUAGCUGUCGAUGGUGGUUCAGUUGAAGACAAGGAAGUGUUUGAAAAACGAGAUGUCUGCGAGGGUGACGAAGAUCUCAUGGAAAUCAAACUCGAUGGCACCCCCCCUUACACUCUUAGAUACGAAAAACAACUUCGACCCCUCACUGGUGCAAUUGCUACAAGCUAUAAGUCAAUAACAGCGGCGCUGGGUUCUGCUUCUCUGCAAAUGGACACCUCGAAACCCGGUGACUAUGCCUACACUGUUGUUGAACUUGUUGAUAAUCUUUACAACUACGAUCAAAAGAAGCAUGCGCCGUUUAGUAUUACGCAACGGGUCAAUCCUCGUCCCUCCGCGCGCUUUGGGCAGCCUAACCACAUUUAUGGAUUCUGCAAAGAAGAAGGGAAUUCGGAGGAAGCCAUUCCCAUAAUCCUGGAUGGAGUACCUCCGUUUUCUCUGGAGAUUGGAAUCAAGCAUCAUUCCGUAUCCAAGCCGGAGGUGCUGUCCAUACCAAACAUAGCCUCCAACCGAUAUAGCCUGCCUAUCCCACGGCGAUAUCUCGAUCUAGGCCAACAUGUCGUCAACAUCUUAAAGGUCCGCGAUGCCCGUGGUUGCCAGCGAACGACAGAAUACGAAGGUUCGUCUGUGCGAGUAACAAUCUCAGAUGUUCCAACAAUUAUCCCACUUGAGACAAAGGUUGACUAUUGUGUCGGAGAGCGCCUGUCUUUCUCACUGUCUGGCCACGCUCCCUUUGAGGUAUAUUAUACAUUUAAUGGUGUGGAGAGAAAAGCCAACGUGCCAAAUACUAGCUUCCGUCGCAUUGCAGAAAAGCCUGGUGAAUUUACGAUUACGGCGGUUAGUGAUGGGGCGAGUGGGAAGUGCAAGGCGCAUAAGAAUAUUACCAAGGUUAUCCAUGAGAUGCCUAGUGUUAGGGUCAGCCGUGGAUCUGUAUCUGUUGUCGAGAUACAUGAAGGUGGCGAGGCUGAGAUGGUGUUUGAGUUUUGGGGGACUCCGCCAUUUGAGUUCACAUAUACCCGCAGUUCAAUCGACCGUAAAGGGAAGAAAUCACAUAUCCUCGAUACUAAACAUGACAUCUCCUAUGAAUAUACCAAGACUAUCCGUACAUCUGAUGAGGGUAGCUACGAGGUUGUCGCCAUUAAAGACAAGUUUUGUUCUUUUUCUAUGCUGGAUGGAGCUGGAUCAGCUGGUGGAAAGAGGAAAUAA
Messenger RNA from Paracoccidioides lutzii Pb01, 3777 nucleotides. RefSeq names its product nucleoporin Pom152. The transcript has 4 exons. Gene Ontology annotation, molecular function: structural constituent of nuclear pore. Bases 1 to 3777 code for a protein of 1258 amino acids. Gene Ontology annotation, cellular component: nuclear pore transmembrane ring. Gene Ontology annotation, biological process: nuclear pore organization; protein import into nucleus. The record is from RefSeq and is a predicted model, not a curated record.